Molecule: messenger RNA, 3459 nt
Organism: Linnemannia hyalina
Lineage: Eukaryota; Fungi; Mortierellomycota; Mortierellomycetes; Mortierellales; Mortierellaceae
Source: the annotation of a GenBank genome assembly
AUGUCAGUAAUCACGCCUCUCUGCAUCAAGCACUACCCGGAUGUAGUUUUGGACGUAGUUUUGGCCUCUGUUGCCAAACAUGUUCUUGACGACUCUCCGAUGGCAACUCCAAGACUGACCCACACCGAUAGUCGAGCCGAGAAUCCCCCCAAUGCUCCGAUCAAUCCUUGCCAUCCUGGCGCUACCAUUAAUGAGCUUAACGUCAGUCCUUCGGCGAGCCUCACUGCGAGACUUGAUGAGUCUGUUUCCGGCCUUACCAUUGCCACGAAGCCUUUAACUGAUCUUUCGUCCGCUGAACCUUGCCAAACAACCAUGACCAGAGCAAGCACGACUUACAUUCAGAGCCAGCUCAGUUCUAUCACCACGGCCGUCGAGCUAGCUCGCCAGUCUGGAAAGCCAUUGACCUCUGAAGCUCUCUUAUCGAUGAUUGCUUCAAAGUUCACUCUGGCAUUGACGGCCAAAUCUAGCUUCGAGGGAACAGUCAUGCACAAGCUAGAUGGGCUCUACGACCAAGGCGCUAUGACUCAGCAGAUUGCCCAGGAGGUUUUGAAGCUGCAAAAGCAGAUGAAGGACCGACUGAUUCUGAUCCAGAGUAAGACCGAGGCCAUUUUGACGCAGCAGUUGGAGCUGACCGAGUAUCCGAUUCCUCGGUUGUUUAUUGUCCUACCAGAAGAACCGGCAAAGUAUGACCCUGGCAACUGGUUUAGAACCAAGUUUCGACUGCAUUUCAUUUGUGAGUGCGGCAAGCAUACCGAGGCCAACAACAGCAAGGAACCACACCACCUCCAUCUGGCAAAACACGGAGGAUAUCUUAUCCGUGAGCCAACCGAGCUCUUCAAGAAAUAUGGUCCGUUUCUUUUGUUGAUGCUCGAGCUAAUCAAAUUUGGCACAAGUAUCGCCGGCCAUGUUGUGCCUACCUUGGCUAGUCUUAAAGUUGUCGAGCUGGCAGACUCUGUCCAACAGUCUAUCGAGUCAGUCACGGCCAAGAUCGAUUAUUCGCUCGAAUGUAUCGAUAAUCAACUGUCCAAAGUUCAAGCAUCUUCUCCAGGUGAUUUCAUCAGCACUGAGCCUCGAGCAGCAAUGACGCAACAGGACCUGACCGACUUUUUGAGCGAUGUCGAGGGUCUAGAGGGUGUAGAGUUACGUCAGUUGGGAUCAUUCUUGAAGACAUCAGAGGAUGAGAACCUUCUUGGCAACCUUUAUCGAAUGGCAACCUCGGAUGGCCAUGUCAAAUGGGUCUGCCACGACCACUACCGAGCCAGCUAUCAAGAGAAGUACACCCAGAAGCUCCGCGAUGUGGUCAAGUUGGCAGAAGGAGAACUUUAUGAGCAGCUGGGAAGGGUCGAAAUUGUGCUGACGUCCAAGUUCGCCGCCGCCGAGUUUUACAAUGCCCUCAGCAAAGCCAAGGGUGUCCUCGAACUUAUCAUGGAUUUGAGCUGGGACUGUACAAGGAGCGAUCUCGAUGAAUUAGAGGAUGCACUCAAAACAUCAAGAGUAUCGGUUCUUCGACUAGAUCUCCGACGAUUUCGAAUAAGCCUUGGCAACAGACUCUUAUCAACAUCCGCACAAUACGAAGCACUUUUUCGCCUCAGGGAACUUCCUACUGUGAAAAUAACUCACAUUAUCCUUCCAAAGGAGUUCAUCAAGUUCCUCAGUGUCCAACCAAAAACAUCAUCUCAUCUUUGCAAAUUAUCCUUCGAGCUAUCACCUGGAUCGAUUGGAGGAAAGGAAUUUGAAAGACUGGCAGAGGCACUCAAGACCAACUCGACUCUGACCACUUUAGACUUGCAGCACAACUCGAUCGGAGACAAUGGAGCUCAGGCGCUGUCUGAGGCACUCAAGGUCAACUCGACUCUGACCACUUUAGACUUGCAGCACAACUCGAUCGAGGACAAUGGAGCUCAGGCCCUGUCUGAGGCACUCAAGACCAACUCGACUCUGACCACUUUGGACUUGAGGAGCAACUCGAUCUGGUUCAAAGGAUUUCUGCCAUUUUCUGAGGGACUCAAGACCAACUCGACACUGACCACUUUGGACUUGCGGGACAACUUAAUUGGAGACAAUGUAGCUCAGGCACUCUCUGAGGCACUCAAGACCAACUCGACUCUGACCACUUUGGACUUGCAGCACAACUCAAUUGGACCAGAUGGAGCUCAGGCCCUGUCUGAGGCACUCAAGAUCAACUCAACUCUGACCACUUUGAACUUGAGGAGCAACUCGAUCUGGUUCAAAGGAUUUCUGACAUUUUCUGAGGGGCUUAAGACCAACUCGACACUGACCACUUUGGACUUGCGGGGCAACUUAAUUGGAGACAAUGUAGCUCGGGCACUGUCUGAGGCACUCAAGACCAACUCGACUCUGACCACUUUGGACUUGCAGCACAACUCAAUUGGACCAGAUGGAGCUCAGGCCCUGUCUGAGGCACUCAAGACCAACUCAACUCUGGCCACUUUGGACUUGCAGCACAACUCGAUUGGACCGGAUGGAGCUCAGGCGCUGUCUAAGGCACUCAAGACCAACUCGACUUUGACCACUUUGAACUUGUACUAUAACGGGAUCGGAGACUACGGAGCUCGGGCGCUGUCUGAGGCACUCAAGACUAACUCGACUUUGACCACUUUGGCCUUGUGGAGGAACUCGAUUGGACCAGAUGGAGCUCAGGCGCUGUCUGAGGCACUCAAGACCAACUCGACUCUGACCACUUUGAACUUGAUGAGGAAUCCGAUCAAGGACAAUGGAGCUCAGGCGCUGUCUGAGGCACUCAAGACUAACUCGACUCUGACCACUUUGGACUUGAGUAACAACUCGAUUGCACCAGAUGGGGCUCAGGCGUUAUCUGAGGCACUCAAGACCAACUCGACUCUGACAGUUUUGAACUUGAGUAACAACUCACUUGGACCAGAUGGAGCUCAGGCGCUGUCUAAGGCACUCAAGACCAACCCAACUUUGACCACUUUGGACUUGAGUAACAACUCGAUUGGACCAGAUGGAGCUCAGGUGCUGUCUGAGGCACUCGAGACCAACUCGACUCUGACCACUUUGAACUUGUACUAUAACGGGAUCGGAGACGACGGAGCUCGGGCGCUGUCUGAGGCACUCAAGACCAACUCGACUUUGACCACUUUGGACUUGUGGAGGAACUCGAUUGGACCAGAUGGAGCUCAGGCGCUGUCUGAGGCACUCAAGACCAACUCGACUCUGACCACUUUGAACUUGAUGAGGAAUUCGAUCAAGGACAACGGAACUCAGGCGCUCUCUGAGGCACUCAAGACCAAUUCGAUUCUGACCAUUUUGUACUUAAGUAACAACUCGAUUGGACCAGCUGGAGCUCAGGCGCUGGUUGAGACACUCAAGACCAACUCGACUCUGACCACUUUGGACUUGCAGCACAACUCAAUUGGACCAGAUGGAACUCGGCUGCUGUCUGAAGCAAUCAAGAGAAACUCCGUAGUGCGAUGA